CUUUCUUUUGGGGUUUGUAUUUUGUGUGUAUUGUAUGUAUUUCAGGGCUGUAAAAGAGACCAUGGUUUCAGUAUGACUCCCUGGUAAAAUAAAUAAAUGCAAGGACACACAGACCUCUGAUCGUUUAGCUGUAGUAGUCGUACUAAUCAUAUUGUGAAAUGUCUCCCCCUGCAGGUUGUGGAGUGAAUGACUCUCCAGUAGGCCUGGCUGCUUACAUACUGGAGAAGUUCUCCACCUGGACUGACUUCAACAACAGGGACUUGGAAGAUGGGGGGCUGGAGAGGAAGUUCACCCUGACCAGCAUCAUGAUCUACUGGACCACCACUGGCUCCAUCGUGUCCUCCAUGAGGUUCUACAAGGAGAACUUAAAGACCAACAUUGACAGACUGGAUAAUAAUACGGGGGUGUAUGUGUUCCUACAGGCCUGGCUGCGUUCCCCAACGAGCUAAUGCACGUGCCCCAGUUGUGUGCUAGAGCCAAG
Oncorhynchus mykiss (rainbow trout) is the source of this 481-nucleotide messenger RNA. Lineage: Eukaryota; Metazoa; Chordata; Actinopteri; Salmoniformes; Salmonidae. The record is from RefSeq and is a predicted model, not a curated record.